Messenger RNA from Anopheles arabiensis, 7668 nucleotides. RefSeq lists its product as uncharacterized. Gene Ontology annotation, molecular function: receptor ligand activity; epidermal growth factor receptor binding. The transcript has 4 exons. Lineage: Eukaryota; Metazoa; Arthropoda; Insecta; Diptera; Culicidae. The record is from RefSeq and is a predicted model, not a curated record. Gene Ontology annotation, biological process: epidermal growth factor receptor signaling pathway. The coding region runs from base 2434 to 3150 and encodes 238 amino acids.
CCAUUCCACAACGCAUGACGUACGGUACCGCGUACGGAACAAGCGAGAAAGGAACAGUCCGAAAAUGAAAAGCGUGUCGAGCAUCUCGCUGCAGUAGCGCUCCGGUAGGACACGGACAUCCCUGCGUAUAUGUGUGUAGUUGUUUCUCUGUGUGUGCGUUUGUGUGGUUGCAAAAUUGAGAAGAAGCAGCAGCAGCAGCAGUCUCAGCCUCAAUGCAGCGCGUGUGCAGCACCUCUCUGUUCCGCCCAUAGUGCGGCCGUGAAUUCACUACGUUGCAGCAGCAUGAAGCAGCCGUGUGAGGAGUCUGCGUGAAGGAAGAUUGAUUCCGUCAGUGCGUGAAGGAUAGUACCGUACCCCACGACGGUGGGUGGGCGGUAGUGGUGGAGGAGGAAACAAGGGUUUGUCCAACCCCCCCCUCCCUCCCUCUCUCUCCCCCCUCGUUGUUUGCUACAACCGCAACAGGGGGGCAACCGGCGGCAGCAACAACAACAACAACCGAAAACCGCCAGAAAGAAAGAAAAAAAAAACGCAAAAGGAAGCACGCUGCAAGGGAGGAGGGCCAACCCCGAAAGGACCGAGCACCGGAGCCCCCUAAACAAGAUGAAAAUACAGCACCAGCGGGUACGGUUUACGAGCAGCGUAUUGUACGAUCACAACUUUCACGACAUUCAACACCAGCAGCAGACGCGCAAGCAGACGGACGCGAGCUGCCACGACGGAGACCGCUACGAGCAGCAGCAGGAACAGCGCCACCGUUGUUGUCGUCGUCGUCGUCGCUGCAGCGCGUUGCAGCAGCGGCAGCAGCUGCCGGUUGCGAACCGCCGUCGCCCGGGUCCGUUCACCACCACCGCGUCCGGUGCACCGGCGAGCGGCCAUCAUUAAACGCGCUCGCGAGACGCAACACAGCUGGUGCUGUGGCUGACGGAAGGGGGAAGCGUCUUUUCUUCCUGUGUGUGUGUGUGUGUUUUUUUUCUCAGUCUCUCUAUCUCUCUCUCUGUGGUCGGUGUGUGAACCCGCCGGAUCCUGUCCCCUUAAAUUCCCUGCCCACGCACACGUGUGGUGGUGUGACGCUUAGUGCGAAUUGAAGGCGAGAAAAAUGACUCUGCCCGAAACAGUUUUGUUGUGCGCGGUACGAGAGCAGCAUCAGUGUAGCGACCGUGCAGGCAUCUGAUAUCUGUGAAAAAGAAGAAGAAGAAGAAGAAGAAGCAAAUCGAAGGGAAACCCCUAAUCCUUGUUUUUUUUUUGUGUUAAAAGUGAACUGUUGUGUGCCGCUCUGUGCCGCGUGUGUCCUGUUGGCGGCAUCAACAACGUGUGCUCCCGGGGGAAGCCUCAAGAAGCAGCAAAAGAAGCAGCAGGUGUGUGUGUGCGCGCGCGCAAGAGUGUGUAUGUGUUUUGCGUGCAUUUGCACCAGGUGGCAGUGUCGUAUCGCCGGCAGGCUGAGCGGCUGACGCGUGCCGCGUCUCUUUGGCGUCGCGUGCGUCAUCGCCGUGUGCGCGCGUGCUGUCGGUGGUGUGCCGCGUCCCCGCCACCAGGUGUGCGCUUCUUGUUGCAUCAAUUCAACCUCUCCCAAUCAAACAGCAGCAGCAGCCGCCGUCAGCAGAGACCUCCCUUCUGUGUGUGUUUUGUGCUUCUUGUGCCUUACCUUUAACACUGUGUGGCCUUUUCCGUCGAGCAGGAGGAGGAGGAGGAGGAGGUGCCUUUAAAACCCCUCUCCACACACUGCAGCAGAGGUUCCAAACAUCUGCGCUCGAUCGUGUGUGUGUGUGUGUGUGUGUGCUUUCGACACAAGAAAAAAGGAAGAGAAGAGAAGCAAAAAAAAAAAAACAGUGAGUGAAAACAGACACCCGUAAACCCCGAAACCGCCGGCCGCUCUAAUCCCCGCACUCUGUCGCAGGGAGGAGAGGACCCGAAGGCGUUUGUUCUCUACUCGAUCAACCUGAAAAAGAAAAGCAAAAAAAAAAGUUCUACUCCAAUAACUCAAUCGACCGAGGGAGCAGCAGCAAAAAAACACGGUGGCACGCUUGCCUCCUGCCACAUCAAUCAACAGGUGCAGCGUGUGUGUGUGGUGCUUCCUUGCGCACUUACGGCAGGAGGAUCUAAUAUUGCGAGACGUUAGACAUUCCGAACCAGCAACAGUCGUCGUCUUUUACACGUUCGAGCGAGAUACGUUCCAGCCGUGUUGGCGGCAGCGUGUGCAGCGACACCACUCUCCUCGUCGGCCGACCACAUUCGUUGAAAAUCUUCUAAACUCUACAGUACGCAAAGCAAAAGGUGUAAAGAAAAGCAAAGAGCGCGGCAGUGAAGGACGAAACAGAAGGAGCAGCAGGACAAGGAGCGAGAGAAAGCAGGGGCGCCUAAACCAACCGUCCCAACCCCCCCCCCCCCCCACCCUGCGUGCAUGAUAUACCGGCGGCAGCAACACACUUGGGAGCAAUGAAAUCAAGUGCAGUAAAAUUUUGUGCUAUACUAUUAAUUAUGCUGUCAUCAGUUGUGGUUCACACAGACUGCUGUUCUAGCAGAUCGAUGCCAAAAUCAAGACCUCGGCCAGUGUCACACUUUCGCGGUGUGAUGACGUCCGCCACCACCACCUUCACGGUGAUCCGGCCGGAUGCGACCUCCUCGUCGAACAACCGGGAACCGCCGGACACGGCGUCGACGGGGAUGGACUCGCGUCUUACCGGCAGCGGUGGCGGACCGGGCACUGGCGGCCUCGGCCGUGGUAUCAGCACAAACGGCGGUAAAGCGAACGACCACCAGCAGCAGCAGCAGCAGCAGCAGCGAAACGGCGACGGCACGGUGAUAGAACCGCCGACCGGCCGCCGGGACGACCCGAGCGGGCGGGGCAACGAGAAGGACCAGCUGCUGAUGCGCAUGGGCAAAUGUUCGCAGCUGUUCGAGGAGAACUACUGCCUGAACGGUGGCAAAUGCUACAACUUCACGAUCGCCAACUCGACCAUGCCGACGUGCGAGUGCGCGGACGGCUUCAUGGGUGAACGAUGUGAGUCAAAGUACCUGGAUGGGACCUACCUGAGCAUGCGCAAGCCGAAGAUACACAUCGAAACGGCGAGCAUGUAUUACGGGGCAUUUCUUGCCAUGAUGGUAGUGCUGGCUGUGUUCUACUAUCUGCACUGGCUCAACCAUUGCCGCUAGCGCACGCCGACCGUGCUGGAGGUGGCCGGGCGGGGUCCCCCCUCCCGGUCCCCGAUGCGGCGGAGCGCGCGCACGCACGCCCUCCCUGACGGCGGAGCGCGUGCCGGCCAAUGGUACCUACGGAGCCUAACCUCGUAAUUGGUAUGUCCCAUCCUACCCCGAAAAUACGAUAAAACGCGGAUUGCGAUCAGAGAGCUAGAUCGUGUGUGUGUGCGUGUGUGCGUGUGUGUGUGCGGAGGCGUGGGCGUUUGAAACCCGUCCACGGAACGGAUUUUCCUUCAACCACCAACACACACACACACACACAACCACACACGGUCGAAACACAGCGUGGCAGUUACAUACAUUUGCACGGAUUGAUAAUCCGACGACAAAACAAAGCAAAAAACAAACAAGAAGAAGAAGAAAAAAUGCAACACUUAAGUCGACUUUAUGGAGAUGGAGCAGGCGACGAACCCCUAAAUCCCUUCCAACCUCGAAACUUACUUUGCUUUGCUUGGCAAGGGGCUUUACCCUACACCACUUUUCGCCACCCGCGCCCCCCGCUUCAUUGUGUGGCUGCACGUGCGUACCAGGAAUGGGUUCGAAUUGAGCGACGGAAGCUGUGCAAAUCAAAUGGAAAUGGAGCGGAGAAUGCAGAAAAGCGUGCGUGAAAGAGAGAGAGAAAGAGAGCGACAGCGAUAAGGAUGUUCCCAACUCUUCCGGCAGGCGUGUGCUGCUGGGUGGCGGGCGUGAUUGGCGAGAAAUGUACGGUGUGGCGCAGCAUCGUGGCGCGUGAACGCCUCGAACGGGAUCUGAUUUAGAAUUAACGCUAAUAUAUACAUAUAUACAUAUAUAUAUAUAUAUAUACAUAUACAACACUUUUAAGCUAAGGUUAGUGUAAAUACGCCGUCGCACCCCUCCCCUCUCCGCCGACACCCUUCCCUGUGGAGGGAGGGUGAUUUGGGAAGGGGGCCUCCGCAACACGGGCGACAACGCGAAACAAUUGUGUAACAUAUUCGAAUGAGAAUUUAGCUAUUGUAUAAGUAGGCAAGAACUGUGCGUGUGUGUGUGUGUGCAGCAGGCAACACGUGACGAACAUCCCAUUUGUUCAUUUACAUAUACACACACACACACACACACAUACUUUAUGACGAAUCUGUAAUACGAACCCAUAAGCAACGCAAAAUUACACGAAAACUCGGAACGAAAGUGAGCAAAAAGCAAAAGCAACAACAGCGUUCCUGCCAAAAACCAAACCCGAAGGUAGGGGGGGGGGGGGGAUGAAAACCCGCUCGAGGCAGGAAACAAAAAAUACAGAAUGAUUCUACAUCCAACAUCCAACAUACAAACACUCUCAUCGAUCACACACCUAACACAACAUUUUCGAGCAGUAUUUAUUCGCGUGCAUAGAGAGAUUGAGAGAGAGAGAGAGAGAGAGAGAGAGAGAGAGAGAGAGAGAGAGAGAGAGAGAGAGAGAGAGAGAGAGAGAGAGAGAGAGAGAGAGAGAGAGAGAGAGAGAGAGGGAGAGAAAGAGACACAGGAAGAAGUUAAAAAAAGUAACAAGACUAAAUAUUGGCUGUGUUUAUAGGAGCGGGUGGGGGAUGGGCGCCUCGAGCUCGUUUUUCUCUCUUGCUCGGUGUGCGUGGCUUGGCCCGGAGUUUUCCUUCUGCAUCUCGCUGCCGUUUUAAGUGUGCCCAAGUUUUAGCCUAGCUGGCAGACACUACACGAGUUGCCUUUUUUUUUUGAAGCAAUUUCUGCUCUUCUCUCACUUUGGUCUGGCUCUGGUCUGUGGCCCGUUUUUUCUUUUUGGCAUGGAAUUUUUGAAGCAAAUUUAUUAAACAAUGCAACUCUCCUCCUAAAGCUGCAAGGUGGCAAGCCACGUUCUCCCAUUCCCCACCCCUUUUGUCUUAUCAUUCAUCACAUACACACACUCACACACACUCAUACACACACACACUCACACACACACACACGCAAGCUUGCCGGCUAUCGAAACCGAGUGCCUCUAACGAAAUAAAUACAGCAGUGCCUCUACUAAAACCGAAAAAAAAAAUACGGAUACAUUCUGCAACGCAAUGAUUAGCAAACACUGCACAGUUUUUGCUCUCUUUUUGUUUGUUUGGUUUUGUGUUUUUCGAUAACAACAGCGCUUAGGACAAACACACAACACGUAGGAAUGCUGUGGAAUGCAUUGAAACAUUGAUGCUAGCUAGAAUGAUGCGAACACGCUGCAAAAACAAACAAAACACAGGGAAAACCCAGGUGCUAAUUCCAAUGUUUUCGAGCGCCCUUCCAAGCGGUCUUUCGUUCUCUUCUAGCUUGCUUUUUAUUAAAAAAAAAAAAAAUAAAAAAUAAAAUAAUAAUUAUCCAAUUAGAUUCCAAUUAAAAGAAACGAACGUGGCAGUGUAUUAGGCUGUCGAGCCGUUCGCUUCCACCCUCUCGUCCCGUAAGCGAAGGAAACAGUCUGUUGCUAGACGUAAAAAAAAACACACACACACACACACACACCGUGGAAAAAGUGGAGAGGAUCGUGAGUAAGUGUGUUGUGCACUUGCAAAUAAGGCUGGUUUUGUUUUCGUGCGUGCCUCCCGAGGAAGCGCCCCUCCUGGCUUCCCUGAUUAGAGUACGUUUUAGUACUUGCGCCACACGGUGUGCUGCUCUCUAAGCUCUGGGGGAGGUAACUCCAAUUUGCUCUCUCUCUCUCUCUCUCUCUCUCGCUGGCUGCAGCAAAGCGUCCGGCAAACGUUUUUUUGUUUUUGUUUUAAGCAAGGCCUUAUUAAAAAAAACGACAAUGCAACCGCCUGUGCUGUGCCUUAUCUUGCAGAAGGAGAAGCACCUUAAUUCGAACACACACACACACACACACACUACUCAUAGACACAAAACCAUUCCAGCGCAGCAUUGCAUGAUAAUGACAAUCGACAGGCGUGUGACAGACGGGAUUGGAAGCAGGCGGGGCCCACACUUUGGAAGUGGAGGGCCGAACAUAGGACGGAACGAGGCGGCGUCCUUUGGAAGAAAAGACAUUGCGCUUUUACUAGCUAAGAGGGCAAACGGGAAUUUCGCAAAUGAAUUGCCGCACACGAAAGCAAACGGAAAAGCAAAUGGCAUAAUCACACAUGGAUAGCGACCGAAAGCGGCCGCUAAGGGAGGAGAUGUAUGAUACAAGCAUCAGUAUUAUUAAAAAAAAAACACACAAUAUACAAUCGUAACGAAAUGUAGCCGGGCGGGCGUAAACUAUAACGAAAUACUAUACACUUACAUAUAUAUAAAGAAAAAUGAACGGGAACGGUAGAGCUAGGUGUGGGCGCAACCGUCUAGGAAAAGGGGGUGUGGGCGUUAUUACCACACCCGAACAACUCUCCCGCCUUACCCCAACAUACACAUCAUUACCCACACAAACAAACACACACACACAUACACCCACACUGCAACAGGGAAACGGCUCCAUGUUUUCCAUUAAUUACGUAUCUUAUAAGAAUCGCACCAAACACCACGACCUCGAUGGGCGAAAAGACUGGAGUAGUGGUACUCUUGUACUCUUUCUUUCUUUCUUUUUUUUUUGUGCGUGUGUAUCUAAUCCAUUAGAGAGUAGAAGAAGAAGAAGGCGAAGAGGAAGGAAAAAAACACGCAAAUGUUAAGAAAUUGCCUGCAAAAAAAAAAAGACAAACAAAAGACAAAACAAAAACCCCGCAAAAGCAAUACAGGAGGACAGUUUUGUUGUUGUUGUUGUUACUGUCCCUGCUACUACUGAAACAUGAUAGAGAAGAGAACAAAAAAAAAAGAAGCAAUCAUACCAUACCAACGGUACGUAUACACACACAAACUCAUACACAUACCCUACUCGGAAGAAAGCGGCCUUUAAACAAAAAAUAAUGUACGUCAAAUGCCAUAAUGCGAUAAAAUUCCAUAUUUUUUUGGAUGACUCUUGAUUUGUUUUGUUGUUUUUUUUGUGUAUACUAUGUACUUCCAAGGCGCUCGUAUACAGGAAAAGAAAAAAAAAGACUACAUGCGCUAGUAGUAUAGAGGACAACGUAGAAGAGAAACAGAGAGAGAAAGAGAGAGGAUGUUAAGAGAAAUAGAGGAAAGUGGAGUUGACAUAAUAUAUAAUGGCAUUAUUAAUCUGUCCCGUAAUGAACUAUCUCUUAUACGAUCUAAAGCCUAUCUAAAGCGACAACCGUACCCGAGGAUGUUGAAUUGUUUUUCUUUUCUUUUUUCGAAUCGUUUUCUAUUAUAUAAAGAAAGGGGCAAAGCUUAUUCUCUCGGCGGUAUUAUGGCAGUGUAUGAUGGAAAGAUGCAAAGAGGGAGGGGGGGGGCGGUGUGUACAGCUGAGAGGAAACAAAAUGUGCAGCACAGGGACAGAAUUGUAAGCAAUGGCAGCACGCCGGACGUCCGGUAACGGUUAAUUAGUUGGUUUUUAACAUAUUUUUCCCGCUUUUUUGUCGGAAUUUAUUAAACAAAAAAAAAAGAAAGCGAGAAAAAAACACUUUCACACCCCAUCCUUCGGCGUUACAAAACAAGGGAGCAAAAAAAAAA